This is a messenger RNA of Chrysochloris asiatica (Cape golden mole), 1848 nucleotides long. It is a transcript of the gene PROX2, whose product is annotated as prospero homeobox 2. Lineage: Eukaryota; Metazoa; Chordata; Mammalia; Afrosoricida; Chrysochloridae. The record is from RefSeq and is a predicted model, not a curated record. Gene Ontology annotation, biological process: regulation of transcription by RNA polymerase II. Bases 1 to 1848 code for a protein of 615 amino acids. Gene Ontology annotation, molecular function: DNA-binding transcription factor activity, RNA polymerase II-specific; RNA polymerase II cis-regulatory region sequence-specific DNA binding. The transcript is spliced from 5 exons. Gene Ontology annotation, cellular component: nucleus.
AUGGACCCAAACUCUGUCUUGCUUUCUCCUCAGUCCCGGACCUUCUCCUGUCUGACAGAGCCCAGCAUGGAAGGUGGGAGGAGCCCAGCCCCUCCCGAACUGGCCAGAGACUCCCUGUUUUCCUGGAGCCAGCUCCCCAGCUCCGGCUUGGCCGACCCUGACUGGUUUUGGGAUGAGCACAUCCAAGCAAAGAGGGCCAGAGUGGAGACCAUUGUCCAAGGCAUGUGCCUCUCCCCAAGCCCUCUGGGUUCAGGCAGUGCCCGGUCCAGGAACAGCCCCUGCUGCCCAGAGAAAGCCCAGAAACGGAAGAGGAAGCAGAGCCUUCCCAUGCAGCAAGGCCCCCAGAAACCAAGCCCUGCCAGGGACCAGGGCAACAGGAAGGGGCUGGGGACCCCUUACAUGAGAGAACAGCUUCACCUGCUGAAGCAGCAGUUAAGACACCUGCAAGAGCAUGUCCUGCAGGCUGCUGAGCCCAGAGGUCCAGCCCAGGGCCCAGGAGACUCAGACAAGGGGAAGGGCCCUCUGAGAGUAAAGCAGAGGAGUGGCGGAGGCUCUAGUCCUUGGACUGUGGACAGCGCCCUCCAUCAGGGCUCCAACAGGGACCUCUCCAGGGUGGACAGACACAGAAUGUCUGAGGCACCCGGGUUCCUUCCUUCUGGAGCAGAUCUGCGGGAGAUUCUAAGAGAGGAAUUGACCAGAGCAAUGUCCCAGACUGUGGACUCAGUAUUACAAAAGGUAUUAUUGGAGCCACCAGGCCACUUGGUUCAGGCAGGCCGAAGCUUCCAGGGCCUAGCACCAGAGGAUAGAAGCGAGCCCUCCCCUUCCGAGGGAGGUGCCUACAAAGAACCACAUUCUCUGGCUAUCUUGCCAAGGAGGGCCCAGCCACAGACUGGGGUUCCAAUGGGGCACUUAUCACUGGCCAAGCCCCUAGAUUCGCCUAGGUACCCUGACUCUCCAAGAAUGAUCCCUAAAUCCUACCAGGACCUCCCAACAAACUGUCCUUUGGCUGUGCCUUCCUGCAUCCCAGAAAAUCAGAUUCUUAGCCAGCUACUGGGUCAUGGGUCCAAUGGCCAUUGGAGUGACAGUCCCCUGCAGGACUCAGCUUCCCCAAGCCACCCCUCCUCAGAGUCUGUCCUGAGACCUUGGGGAGCUAUCAGACUGCGGCGACCAUCGACUUUGAGCCAGCAGCAGUACUCUGGGCCUUUCACCGCUGCCCACCUGGUGAAGAUGGAGCAGGUUGGCCUGCAGGCUGUUACCGAGGCGCUUCCCUUCUCUUCAGCCCACAUCCAGGAGGGCCUGAAUCCCGGUCACUUGAAGAAGGCCAAACUAAUGUUUUUCUUCACACGCUAUCCCAGCUCCAACCUCCUGAAGGUCUAUUUCCCUGAUGUUCAGUUCAACCGCUGCAUCACCUCCCAGAUGAUCAAGUGGUUCAGCAACUUCCGUGAGUUUUAUUACAUCCAAAUGGAGAAAUUUGCCCGGCAAGCGAUUUCCGAAGGUGUCACAAAUCCCAAAAUGCUGGUGGUUCUUCGUGAUUCGGAACUUUUCCGAGCUCUCAAUACGCACUACAACAAGGGAAACGACUUUCAGGUCCCAGACUGCUUCUUGGAAAUCGCCAGCUUGACAUUACAGGAGUUCUUCAGAGCUGUCUCCGCAGGGAAAGACUCAGAUCCUUCCUGGAAGAAACCCAUUUAUAAAAUUAUUUCGAAACUGGACAGUGACAUCCCAGAGAUAUUCAAAUCUUCCAGCUAUCCCCAGGAGCUGUUUCAAGUUAAGAACCCGCAAGUGGACUGCAUGCUGGACCACGUCAUGUUGCCUCCUGCAAUCUCCAACAGGCCCCCAUCCCAGUGA